AUGAAUAUAACUGCCAAUCAAUUACACAUGCUACCAUUACCUAUAUUAAGGACAGGUUCCUCUCUUGAUUCCUCAAAUUCAUCCUCCUCUGUUAGCAGUAUUUCACCUAAUGAUGUUUCUCCUAUAUCAAAUAUUCAUCAUCAAAUUCCAGAAGGAGUUUAUUUUAAUCAACAUGUUCAUUCAUCACAAACACUUCUUCAAUUAAGAGAUCUCCAUUCUUCUACAACAGAUCUUUGUUUAUCUUCAAUAAAUAGUAAUAUUACAAAUAAUAAUAGAAUUAAUUGUAAUAAUAAUAAUAAUUCUAUUUCAUCAAAUAAUUGUAUGGUUUGUGGUGAUAAAAGUGCUGGUAAACAUUAUGGUGUUAUAGCUUGUUAUGGAUGCAAAGGAUUUUUUAGGAGAACAAUUAGAUCCAACCAAAGAUAUUCUUGCAGAUUUAACCAAAAAUGCAAUAUUGAUAAAGAUCAGCGAAAUGCUUGUCGUUUUUGUAGAUUUCAACGAUGUUUAGCAGUUGGUAUGGAACCUGAUGCCAUUCGCCCUGACAGAGAUAUUAUUGGUAAACAAAAAAAUCCUAGAAAAAGAAGAAAUAAAAAAAAUGGAGAUGAUACAGAAUUGUCAUCUCCAGAUAAUACACAACAAGAUGACAAUUAUGAUGACACUUGUAUGAUUGAAUUUUUAAAAAAUAUUGAAAUUAAUACAUCUUCUGGUAAAGAAAGUUAUUCACCACAAACAAGUACUAUUAAAAAAGAACCUGAUGUAGAUAUAAUUGAAUUAUUUAAUUGUCCUUAUAUAUUACAAGAUUAUAGAAUUCAAACAACUUUUGGUUUUGGAAGAACAGCUUCAGUAAUUAAUUUAAGUUCAGCAUUAAGAAGAAAUGUUGUAUUGGCAAUUGACUGGAUUAAUUCAAUUUUUGCAAUGAAUUCUUUAAAAAAUUCAAAAGACAAAGUAUCUCUUCUUAAAAGCUCUUUUGCUGCUUUUAAUAGUUUUUAUGUUGCAUCAAAAACAGCAAUACUUUUACAUGAAAAUAAAAUAAGAACUGUUGAAAAUUUAUAUUUAAGUGAAGGUAGUGUAAUACCAAUUGAAGUACCACAAUAUCUUCUUGAUUCACAUCUUUUAACAAAAGAUUUAAUUGAAAGAACAAUCCAACAAAUAGCAAUACCACUUCAUGAAAUGGAAAUAACUCAUGAAGAAAGUUUUAUUAUGUUAGGAGUUGUUAUUGCUGAAAAUGCUCCUGUACAUUUUUCUUCAGAUUCUAUUUUUAGAUUUAAAAUUUUUCAUUCAAAAGUUUUAAAUGCAUUAUAUUAUAGUAUAAAAACAAAUUUUGGUCAUAAAGGUUCUAAAUUUGUAGCUAAAAGAUAUGGAGAUUUUAUAAGACUUUUAAAUUCUUUAUCUAAAAUAUCAAAUAUGUUUCAAGAUAAUGUACAAUUUUUAAAAAUGUUUGGAAAUGAAGUUUAUGAUCCAAUAUUAAAUAUUUUUUUUAAUGCUUUUUCAAAUAAUCAAAUUUUUAAUGAAGUAACUGAAGAUAAUAAAAAAUCUUCAAAUAAAGUAUCUAUUGGUAUUCAAACAUCUCCUACUACUUGUUUAGAUAUUGGAAAUUCUUUUAUAACAUCUUCAACACAAAUAAGUCCUCAUACAUCACCAACCUCAUUUUCUUCCAAUAAUCAUUAUUUUACCCAACCACAAACUAAUAUAUUUAAUCAAAUUGCUAAUCAUCAAUCAUCUUUCCCUACAAAUAAUGGACCAUUUAUGUUUGAUAAUAGAAUUUCAAAUCCAGGUAUUACUACAAAUUCAAUUGUUAAUAGUUUCUCAAAUGGUUAUUUCCAUUAA
Strongyloides ratti is the source of this 1824-nucleotide messenger RNA. RefSeq names its product Protein ultraspiracle. Gene Ontology annotation, biological process: regulation of DNA-templated transcription. Gene Ontology annotation, molecular function: DNA-binding transcription factor activity; sequence-specific DNA binding; zinc ion binding. Bases 1 to 1824 code for a protein of 607 amino acids. The record is from RefSeq and is a predicted model, not a curated record. The transcript has 2 exons. NCBI's taxonomy places the organism in Eukaryota, Metazoa, Nematoda, Chromadorea, Rhabditida, Strongyloididae.